AACUCAGGGCUCAAUGGUCCGCGUGAGAGAGGAAACUGAAACCUUGUCAAAUGUGGGUCGUGGCAUCGAGGAUGCUUGCUAACACUUUUAUUGCUUUAGCUUUUUUUUCUUUUGAGUUUUGCCCUUCUUUUCACAACAAUCAUCCAAAUCCAAAGCUAGGGUUUCAAAAUUCCCCCUUUUCCUGCCAUUGCUAUUUGCUUCCGACGGCGACACUCCGACCAUUGCCCUUCAAGUCGGUGUCGACCAGCCAACGUGCGGCCUACUGGACUUUGGAGAAUCCCCUCCCUCCACUGUGAGAUUGCAAUUUGCAACUCUUGAAGAGGGGGUUCCUGCAUCAAUACACACAAUGUCUGAAUCAUCAGUUUUUGAUAGGAUGAUGCUUAAUCUUCGUGAAUCGUGCAGGUAUUAUACUGGUUAUCCGAAGGACUUAGGCCCAUCACGUGUAAUACAUUUUACAUCGGAGCGUCAAUUUGUCCAGCUUCUUCACCAAGGUUACCCUGUUGUUGUUGCUUUCACUAUUAGAGGAAAUUACACAGAACACCUGGACAAAGUAUUGGAGGAAGCUGCAGCAGUAUUUUACCCUCAUGUCAAAUUUAUGAGAGUGGAGUGUCCAAAGUAUCCAGGGUUUUGUAUAACACGGCAAAGGAAGGAAUACCCAUUUGUUGAAAUAUUUUAUAGCCCAGAGCAAGCUGCGAACCUGGGAAGGGUUACCGAUCCAAAUGUGACUAAAUACUCGGUGAAAGUGCUGCCUUUUAAUCAUGACCUCAGUGCAUAUGGGUUUAGAGAAUUUUUCAAGCGCCACAGGAUUCAAGUGUCUAAUCAGGAGUGAGCCUUUAUCAGGGUGUAGCUUAGUACUGGCCAGUUUUUGUUGAGCUUCACAAUAGACUGUGAUCAGCAAUGCUUUGUGCCUGGAUUUCGGCUUACUGACAGUUGCUGAAGUCAUUGUCGUCUGCAGGAGAAGAGAUCCUUGGAUGAUUUUCACAUGAUAAUGUCUGAAAAUUCUAACAAAAACAUUUUGUACUUUGAGGGGAGAAGAUGCAAUCUCUUCAUUGGUAAAUCGAUUUACACCACACCGCCUCCUUCCACAUGCGGUGUUGCAAAGUCUUGUGUUAAAUUUCCGGUUCUCUUACCUUCCGCUAUCUUCAAAAUGGGCUUUUGCAUUAUUUGGUAUGCAAUAUUAGCCUCUUACUGAGAAAUUUAACCGUGAAAUCUCUGUUUUCAUGCUUUGAAACUGUGCUGUAAGGGAAUUGCGUUGUAACAGGUUUUACGUUUUGCACUAUGUUUACAUAACAGGAAAGAAUUGGGGCAAUGUUAAUGACACUGAAUUAUAUGAAGAUCAUCCUUUUAAAGA
This is a messenger RNA of Beta vulgaris subsp. vulgaris (sugar beet), 1351 nucleotides long. RefSeq lists its product as hypothetical. Bases 347 to 829 code for a protein of 160 amino acids. The transcript has 7 exons. The record is from RefSeq and is a predicted model, not a curated record. NCBI's taxonomy places the organism in Eukaryota, Viridiplantae, Streptophyta, Magnoliopsida, Caryophyllales, Amaranthaceae.